AUGGCAGGGGUCUGGAAGGCACUAGUGCUGAUGGUAGGCUUGGCAGCGGUGGCCUGUGUGGCCCAGCGCAGUCUGAGCUAUGAGGAGAUUGUCACCCUGACCUUGCAGUUCUUCAAUCAGGGGCGACAAGGACAGCCCCUCUUCGGCCUGCUGGAAGCCAUCCCACCACCUACCUCGAACUUCACCACGGUGAUCCCGCUCAACUUCAGGAUUAAAGAGAGGGUGUGCCUUUCAGACGGGAGGAGACAGCCCCAAGACUGUGCCUUCAGGGAGGGCGGGGAGGAGCGAACCUGCACCGGCAGCUUCUUAAUGCGGAGGCGUAUCCGCAUCGUGACGGUCAACUGCGUCCCGGACCGUGAGCGCUAGCCGGAGGCCCCCCGGGUGAGGCGUUCUGCUGUGUCCUCUGAGGCAGCCACUGAGGAGAUUGACAGCUCCAAGCUGCUGCCUGUGGUCAGGGACAUGUACGAGAAAGCCAAGUAUGACAUCAUCAGCAACAUCCUGAGUAAUUUCUAGGGCUGGAGAAGGGAGAGGAGGCCCUGCAUCCCCACUACGACCUCCUCUUCCCACCCAUCCACUCCCUCUGCUGCCCUCAGCACCCCGUCUCCUUCACAGCCUGAGCCCAUCCACACGCCUUUGCCUUUGCACACCUGUUUCCAUCUGCCUGGAAUUCCUGCCCAUCCUGUGUCUGUAAAUCCUAUUCAUCCUUCAAGAUAUAGCUCCAAAGUCACCUCCUCCAGGAAGCCUCCCAGCCCCCCCGCCACCCCAGGCAGAAGUGUCUUUCCCUCAUCUGUGCAUUCACAAUCCUCAAACCAUGCUGGCAUUCCCUCCUGUGCCCCUGACCAGAUAGCUCUGUGUCUACUCACAGCUGGGCCCUCCUGAGCCAGCUGCAGGUGGAUGUGGAAUGAGUUUCUCAACGAGAUGCUCCUGGAAUCCUGGGAGGACACUUGGUUUUGUGCAGGACCCUGAGCACCCCUGCUCCCUGCCCAGUCACUGUGACAACUAAAUGUCCCUUCAUAUAUCCCAGCAUCUCCAAACAGGUCAGUCCACCCUCUGGUGAGAACCACAGGAAAGAGGCUCAA
Diceros bicornis minor is the source of this 1079-nucleotide messenger RNA. Its product is annotated as 15 kDa protein B-like. The transcript is spliced from 4 exons. Gene Ontology annotation, biological process: defense response. Gene Ontology annotation, cellular component: extracellular region. NCBI's taxonomy places the organism in Eukaryota, Metazoa, Chordata, Mammalia, Perissodactyla, Rhinocerotidae. The record is from RefSeq and is a predicted model, not a curated record. Gene Ontology annotation, molecular function: cysteine-type endopeptidase inhibitor activity. The coding region runs from base 1 to 366 and encodes 121 amino acids.